Messenger RNA from Polyodon spathula (Mississippi paddlefish), 1308 nucleotides. Its product is annotated as V-set domain-containing T-cell activation inhibitor 1-like. The coding region runs from base 140 to 817 and encodes 225 amino acids. Lineage: Eukaryota; Metazoa; Chordata; Actinopteri; Acipenseriformes; Polyodontidae. The transcript is spliced from 2 exons. The record is from RefSeq and is a predicted model, not a curated record.
GCAAAAGCCCGUCCUAAAAAGUCCAUAACACAGGCAGACAGCACUCAGAUCGUGUUCACAAGAGUCGACUUUAGAUGGUGAGGGGGACCAGGCACACUUGCUGAACUAGAUUUGCUCUUCAAGUAUCCAGUUCCCCACAAUGGCAGCCCUCUGCCUGCCUCUGGCACCUGCAGGCCCUGCUGGUGCCUGGGUGCUGCUAAUCCUCAUAGUGGGCGUCGGCAGCAGUGCCCUUGUUGAGGUUCAAGUCCCAAACUCAGUGAACUGCACUAUAGGACAGGACUGUAUCCUGAGCUGCACUUUCAGUUAUAACAAUGACAUGAAGGAUCUGGCUGUAACGUGGACUUGGGUGAAAAAAGUGGAGCACACCGUUCACAGUUACUAUGACAACACGGACCAGCUUACCCAUCAGUUCCCUCAGUAUGUGAGCAGGACCAGCCUGUUUGAUUCUGAGCUGCAGCGCGGGAACGCUUCACUGCUGCUGAGGAGAGUCAGGGAAGAAGAUGCUGGAGAAUACAAGUGCUAUAUUAAUGGUCGUAUGGGCUAUGGGGCGAGCCGUGAGUUAGUCCUGUUCCCAGCUGAACCCACAGCACCAGCUGGUCCAGAUAAACCCACACCACCACCACCAGCUUCUGCAAAUAGAUACCAGCGCUGGGGGCUCGUCGCAUUGUUCGUUAUUGUUUUAUGUUUGUUUUUGUUUAAAGCUUGCGCUGCGCUGAUGGAAAUUUUUCGUCGUGUCUCCCGGUGUGCCGAUGAGGAGAGACAGAAGCAUCGUAUCGAUGGGUCGGCCUCUUCGGUUUCUGAUGAUUACAUUUCCUGACCCUUUGAUUUAUUAUGUUUUUAUCGAGAGGGACGAGGUUCUUUCACAGCAAGUGCAUCUCCGUCCAGCGUAACAUUCCAAUUUAGAAUGCUGCGGCUUUAACGCUGUCCGCGCAGCGUAAAACUGACAAAGUCUAAAACAGGCUGCAUUCCUGUCUUUGGGCAUCUGGCAUAAAUGUAGAGGUGUAACAUUUUAUACCUUUCUCUCCAUUACUCACAGAUGAUUUUGCUAGUUUGACCAGACUCUGAUACAAAUAACUUGAAUCUGUCCUCUACCAAUCUCCAUAGUUAUCCUGUUUUAAGAGCUGAUGUACAUACAGCAAGAGGGCUUGAAAUGCAAGGUGCUGAUGUUACAACUGACCCCAGUACAAUUGCGAGUGGUGAGCAGAGGAUACAGUGAAUAAUUGGGCAUUACAAAAUUGGGGAAAAAAAAACCAGGGUAAAAAAUUGGCAACGACUAAAUUAAAAAAUAAAUAAAUAAAUACCUUAAAG